Molecule: messenger RNA, 1503 nt
Organism: Macrosteles quadrilineatus (aster leafhopper)
Lineage: Eukaryota; Metazoa; Arthropoda; Insecta; Hemiptera; Cicadellidae
Gene: Gpa2
Product: thyrostimulin alpha-2 subunit
Exons: 4
Coding region: 43-405 (120 amino acids)
Biological process (GO): cell surface receptor signaling pathway
Molecular function (GO): hormone receptor binding
Source: RefSeq, a predicted model, not a curated record
UGGUUUAGAUGCAUCGCAGAAGUCCGCCACGAGCAGCCGACCAUGAAAGAGCUGUUAUGGCCGGUGGUGUUUCUGUGGUGUGGAGUGUGUGUGAGCGUAGCUGCCGACUGGGAGAGGCCUGGCUGUCAUAAAGUAGGUCACACAAGAAGGAUCAACAUCCCCGAGUGUGUAGAGUUCUCGAUGACGACGAACGCUUGUCGAGGUUUCUGCGAGUCGUGGAGCAUCCCUUCUUCUCUGGAAACUGCACUGGUCAACCCCCAUCAGCCAAUCACAAGCAUCGGUCAAUGUUGCAACAUCAUGGACACUGAGGACGUUGAGGUGACAGUCAUGUGUCUGGAUGGACCUCGAGAUUUGGUGUUUAAAUCUGCGACGAGCUGUUCUUGUUUCCACUGCAAGAAAGACUGAGAUCCCGCUCCAUACGUCUCCUCUCUUCACGUUAUUCAAUUUCUAUCAAACCUGUAAAAACUGAAUUGAAAACAAAUAAAUAAACAAAUUGCUAAUUAAAAAUCAUUCUGUGUCUGAAUACGGGGUUUCUGUAGCGUUGUCAAGAAUUAAAUCGAAUUUUAUUCUACUCAGUGUAAAAUACAACGUACAGUUACAAGUACUUCUAAAAACAAAAUAUUGACUUUUUAUUUUAAAAUAAAACGUGUGCUUACAAAUAUUUAAAAAAAAUUUCAACUUCAUAUUUUGAAGAUAUUUUUGAAUUUUGGCGCAUUUAAGAGCUGCUUGCUUUACAAACGUUCUGCGUACCGAUUAUAAAAGCUAAUUUAAUGUAGAAUAUUUUACCAGUUUCUUGGAAUAAAAUAUUAUUUAUCAAAUAUAUGAAUUUAAAAAAAUUGUGUUAAAUUUUUUUUGCAGAGAAGAUUCAAAAAACAAAUUUUACUAUGAUAAAAAUGUAUACCGUUUUUAAACAACUCGACCUACUUGGAUAGUGUCCAUGGAAUUGUUAUAAAUUACUACACCGUUAAAACUAAGCUCACUAAACGUUGAUUUCACUUUUUUGGCUUUUAUAUUGCUUUUAUUUUUGUACUACUUAAUUAAAAAAAUGUUUUUUGUACAAAUUUUUUGAUUUUACCGAGAUAACAACAUUUAAAAGAAUUAAGAAUUGUCCUACCUCUACUUUAUUACUGUUAAAAAGUAAAUUAACCAUACUACACACAUGAUAUGCUUAAGAUAAGAUUAAAUGUUUUUAUAUUUAUUUUAUAUAUGUAAAUAUUUGUUAAUCAGUGGAAAUAAGGUCCUAUGCUGUUUUCUAUAAGAUGCAUGCUAUAAAGAUAUUUUGUGCUCGAUUACCUACAUAUUAAAACUAUUAUUAUAAUAUUGACGUGAUGAAUUAUUAAGCAUAUCGUAUAUACAUCCGGGAAUACAAAAACAAAAAAUACUGGUACUCUUUACAUCACUAAUAAAAUUUGUACUUUCAAUUUUGAUGUACGUAACCACACUUUUUUCGUUUUUUUUCACGUUUUAAUUGAAAUCGUAGUUUUUUUUUAAAUUUUACACAUU